This is a messenger RNA of Olea europaea var. sylvestris, 1202 nucleotides long. Its product is annotated as tetraspanin-3-like. The record is from RefSeq and is a predicted model, not a curated record. Gene Ontology annotation, cellular component: plasmodesma; plasma membrane. The transcript is spliced from 2 exons. The coding region runs from base 1 to 858 and encodes 285 amino acids. Gene Ontology annotation, biological process: auxin-activated signaling pathway. Lineage: Eukaryota; Viridiplantae; Streptophyta; Magnoliopsida; Lamiales; Oleaceae.
AUGAGAAGCAGCAACCAUGUGAUAGGUUUCCUCAACUUCAUGACUUUGCUUCUCUCCAUCCCCAUCUUGGGUGGCGGCAUAUGGCUGAGCAGCCGCGCAAACACCACAGACUGCAUGAAAUUCCUGCAGUGGCCGCUCAUAAUCAGCGGCGCCUCCUUAAUGCUCAUCUCUCUGGCCGGCUUAGCCGGCGCAUGCUACCGCAACACCGUCCUCAUGUACGUUUAUUUAUGGGCCAUGUUUUUUACAAUAGUGGCCCUCGUAGGGUUCCUCAUCUUCGCCUACGCUGUCACCGAUAAGGGGUCGGGCCGGCCGGUCAUGAGCCGGGCAUAUCAGGAGUAUUACCUGCAGGACUACUCCGGGUGGCUGGAGGAUCGGGUGAGUAAGCAGAGUUACUGGACUAAGAUCAGUUCUUGCAUUAGGGACUCCCAUGCGUGUAACAAAAUGGGAAGGAUUGUUAGGGGUGCUCCUGAGACUGCUGACCAGUUUUACCUUAGAAAGCUCUCACCAAUUGAGUCUGGAUGUUGCAAGCCCCCUACAGCCUGUGGCUAUGUCUACAUAAACGAGACAUUCUGGUACCCACCGGGAGGGCAGGUGGGGGGUGAUCCGGACUGUUACCGGUGGAAUAAUGAUCAAGAUCAGCUAUGUUACAGUUGUAACUCUUGUAAAGCUGGAGCGGUGGCCAGUGUGAAGACAAGUUGGAGAAAAGUAGCUGUGAUCAAUAUUGUCCUAUUAAUCCUUCUCGUAAUUUUUUAUGUUGUUGCGUGUGCCGCUUUCCUUAAUAAUAAAAGGCUCGACAAUGAUGAACCCUAUGGUGAGACACGAAUGGAAAAGGCACAGCCAAGUUGGCUAAAUUUGUAAGAGCUUCAGAGUGUGCUUGGCUUACAGUACUCGAUAAUAUGUUAUAUGGUAUAGUAGAAUAAAAUAAAUUUCAAUAUAUAUAUAUAUAUAUUUUUUCUUAGUAGUGCCAAGCGUUGUUCAUUCUAUCGUACCAAAUAUAACACAAAGAAGCUAAGAAAUACAUCAUCGAAUACCGCUAUUCUCGUCAAUGUUUUCAUUUUCGCAAAGAGGGGAUUGUUUGGUUGCCCAAAACCUAGGGUCUUUGUGGGAUUUGUAAGUCUUAGUUUUCCAUUUGAUGGAAAACUAAUUUAAUUGAUGUUUCUUUAUUUCCUGUACUGGAUUAUUGUGCCUUUUGUUUUAUGAAU